CUCCGUAACUACUAACUUAUGAUCUAUCGAUUGUCGAUUUCCAUUUCAACUUUUUCGAGAAAAAAAACAGGAGCCAUGUAAAUCUGUGGUGGUUUUAAUUACUUCGGACACUUCAAUCUUAUAGUAUACGCAAUUUCUUUUAAUUCUCAGCAAACGCGGUUUAAAUGCAUUUGCUAGUGUUAAAUUUACGUCGUAAAAUUUCUAUGCUUGACAUCGCUUUCGAGAUGAUUCGAUAGUAUCGAAGUUUUUUGGCAGGUCGACACUGAGAUGUAUUUCGAUGGUAGAUUAGAAUGUUAUUAGUCAUUCGCUGUCGUGUUUGUAAGUAAAUAUCAGCUGGAUGCGUAAAGAAAAACGUAACGUGAUUCCGUGACAGCACGUAACGGACGUAACUGUCGAACGUAUUCUGUUCGAAGAAUCUACGAUAAAAUGGGUAUUUUUCAGACUUCUUCGCCUUUCGACGCUGACGUCGAAAAGGCAACUAGUGAGAAGAAUGUAUCUGAAGAAUGGGGGAAAAUAAUGGAUAUUUGUGAUAAAGUAGGAACCUCUCCUCAAAAUGCAAAGGAUUGUUUACGAUCCAUCGUUAAAAGAUUAUCUUCUCCAGAUCCACAUAUUGUUAUGCAGGCAUUGACUUUACUGGAUGCAUGUGUCAGCAAUUGUGGGAAAAUAUUUCAUUUAGAGAUAGCAUCGAGAGACUUUGAAAAUGAUCUAAGGAAGCUUAUUAAUCACUCUCAGCCAAAGAUUGUGGAAAGAAUGAAAGGGCUUCUGAAAAAGUGGGCUGAAGGAGACUUUAAAACUGAUCCACAGUUAAAUUUAAUUCCAAGUUUAUACAAUAAACUUAGGAAUGAUGGUUACGAUUUUAGUUGUGUCUCGGAUACGCCUAAACGUACAAGUGUAUUAAGUAAAGAUCCAAAUGUAGUAACAAAUUCACAAGAAGAAGAAGAUAUUGCAAAAGCCAUAGAACUUUCACUUAAAGAAAGUAAAGCUCAAAAUCAAGUGUCUUGUUCACAUAGUUCACCAGCAUCUAAAAAGAAUACUAGUUUGUACCCAAAUGUGAAUGCAACGUUUGGUGCUUCAAAUACUUCUGAAGGCAGGAAGGUCCGUGCUCUUUAUGAUUUUGAGGCAGCAGAAGAUAAUGAAUUAACAUUUUUAGCAGGAGAAAUAAUUAACAUUUUGGAUGAUUCUGAUCCAAAUUGGUGGAAAGGCAGUAAUCAUAGAGGAGAAGGACUUUUUCCCUCGAAUUUUGUUACUGCAGAUUUGUCUAUGGAGCCUGAGCAGUUUACAAAAUUGGAACACAGUAAUAAAAAAAUGGUUCAAUUUGCUGAAGAAGUUGAAGUGAAGACAGUAAAAAGAGAACCAGAAGUAAUCGAAGUUGAAAUAGAUGAAAGGAAAAUGGAUAGACUUCUACAUUUAUUACAUGAAGCUGACCCUCAGUGUGAUACUUCAGAUUCACAAGAAAUGCUUGAGUUAGAAGAACAAGUUACUGCAAUGGGACCUUUAAUAGACGCUGCAUUAGAAAAGGUAGAUAGGAGGCAUGCACAACUAACUCAGUUAAGUUCUGAUUUGGUGGAUGCUCUUAAUUUGUAUCACACAUUGAUGCGAGAACCACCACCUCCUACACCAUCCAAUUACACUCUACCUAAAAUGCAACCACAUGUAAAUCCUUAUCAGUUUCAAAAUCAGGGACCACCACCUCAACAUAUAUAUAACGGAGUACCUCCACCACCUCAUCAACCUUUUCCUGUUGGAGGUGGUCCAUCCGGGCCAUACAAUACAAAUAUACCCACUAGCGAAUAUAUGGGGCCUGCAAGCAUGCCAAACAUGAUAUUGCCACAACAUUACCAUGUUCCACCAGCAGGUCCACAUCAACAUUCUUCAGGACAUCCUCAGGGUUUACCAGUGCCAGAACAAAGUAGUCUCCCAUAUUCUCAUCAAGGAUAUCCACCUCAAAGUGGUCCUUUGCCAGGAUCAUAUGGUCCAUCAGGACCGACAGGACCUCCGGUAAGCCAACAACCUCAGUAUGCUCCGCCAAAUGGGCAGCGCAUGAUGUAAAGUAAUGCUGUGUGUUUCAAAUUCAUCCUGUACUCUAACUCAAGUUGUACAAUAUUACUAUAUUAUAAUUAUUUAAAUAAACAUACCCGAAGUAGCCAAAGAUACUGGGUUUUUGAUGGAAGUUUUGUAUUCAAAACUUAUCGUGUAAGCUUAUUAUUUAUGCAUAUACACGUCAGAUUGUAUUAGAAGAGAACGAUUUAUCUUGUUGACGUUAGACGACCGUUGUUAUUAUCUGUUUUUUUUUUCUCGAAGUAACUUUGGUAGGCUUACCAUUUAAAUUCAAUUAGUACAUUCCUUUAAUUCGAUUAGUGUUAAAUUGUUUCUUUUCUUUAUAAUUUAACUAGGUAAUGAUACUAUAUUCUAAAAAUAAGAUGAAUGAAUUUGAAAUUGGCUUAUAGAUGAUAUAUGAAUCUUUGAAUUGUAUAACAUGCUUUUUUUAUUUAUAAUGUAUUUUGUGAAGUUUGUUGUACAUUUGUAAUAAGUGUUAAAAGUUGCAUUGUCAUUCAAUCGUACAUAAAAUAUACCCUAUAAAUGGUAAAAAAAACUGUAUCUAAAGCAGUACCAUAUUUUAUAGUUUUUUACCGUCAUUCGUUUCUAACACGUAACAAUUAUAAUAGUCCCUUUAAACUUAAGAUUAUUAGAUGAUGAACAUUCUUUUUAAUGAAAAUGAUAUACAUAUAUUUGCAUAGAUAAAAGAUGCUACUCGGACGAAAUAUUGUUGAAAUAAAUUUGAAAGCUAUCAUCAUGACAAAAUGUCUCAACAUAGUCUAGUCUGUCCACUAUGUAUAAUAAAAUUGUUUCCUAUUAUUUAUGGAGCGAUAUAUGAGAAACUUUUUAUAAAUUGUUAACGCAUAAUACUCGCAUACUUCUAUUCACAUUAUCAUAAAACAGGGGAAGGAGAACAAAUAAAGAUGAAAGUGUUCUUUUGGAUUCGCGUUAAAGUAAAGAUUUAAGAUAAUAUGAAAAAAUAUCAUCAUUUCAAUAGAUUUUUAGUUUUAAACAAUUUAUAUGUAGAACUUAUAUUUUGUAGUUAAAAGGUGAUAUUAUUUAUAUUAACAGAAAAUAAUUUAGAAAUUGUUAAAUUAGAAAAUUGAAAAUGUAGAAUUUAUUAAGAUAUAAAAAUGAGAAGCUGUUAAAAGAUGACAGACUUCAAAUGUAUGAAGCGGAAAUAUCUGCAAUAAAUUAUGUCCUAAUAGCAAUUAAAAUGUACUCUAAAUAACGUUAACUCAAGAAAAUUUCUGAUCUGUCUAUAUGAGUUUCUAUAUGUAUUGCAUAAGGUAUGAUUGGUAAAGUCUACAUAAUUUGUAAACAAAAUUUAUGUACUAACUAUGAUAUGAUACUAACUAAUUUGUGAUUGAUAAACAACUAAACUUAAUUUCUUUACAGUAGUGUUUCUUUCUUUUUCUUUCCACAUAGUUAACUGCUUUUUAUAGACGCAAAUAAUUAUAUUUAAAUUGAAAGGAAAUUGUCAGUGCAGGAAAGUUUUAACUAGGGUAUGAAAUACACAUUAAGAUUUUAAAAAUCAUUAAACCUUAAAAGAUAAAAGACUUUGGAAAGAUAGUGAAACAUAAAUGAUAUGAAAAUUGAAAGCAAACUGUAUGAGAAUCUUGUAAACAUGCCUCUAAAUAGAAAAAGUUAUAUGAAAAAAAUAUUGUUCCCUUUGUAACAAUUAUGUAUUUUACUUUGAAUGCGUUUAUACUAAAAAGAAGAAGAAGGAAGAAAUGUUUAAACUGAGAAAAGAAGUCCUAUGGAAAAACGAAUGUAAUUUGCAUUGUAUAUAUUAAUUGUCAUUAAAUACUAUUUACAUAACUAACGAUAAACCUAUACUUUUAUCAAUAAAAAUAACCAAUGGUGAAAUUGUAAAAUUCAA
This is a messenger RNA of Megachile rotundata (alfalfa leafcutting bee), 3919 nucleotides long. It is a transcript of the gene Stam, whose product is annotated as signal transducing adaptor molecule. The record is from RefSeq and is a predicted model, not a curated record. Gene Ontology annotation, molecular function: ubiquitin binding; phosphatidylinositol binding. Gene Ontology annotation, biological process: protein transport to vacuole involved in ubiquitin-dependent protein catabolic process via the multivesicular body sorting pathway. NCBI's taxonomy places the organism in Eukaryota, Metazoa, Arthropoda, Insecta, Hymenoptera, Megachilidae. Gene Ontology annotation, cellular component: ESCRT-0 complex.